Messenger RNA from Spodoptera frugiperda (fall armyworm), 1875 nucleotides. Its product is annotated as zinc finger protein 510-like. NCBI's taxonomy places the organism in Eukaryota, Metazoa, Arthropoda, Insecta, Lepidoptera, Noctuidae. Gene Ontology annotation, cellular component: nucleus. Gene Ontology annotation, molecular function: zinc ion binding. The transcript has 9 exons. The record is from RefSeq and is a predicted model, not a curated record. Bases 138 to 1598 code for a protein of 486 amino acids.
UCAAAUGUCAACUGUCAUUGUCAUAUGUCAGUGGAAUUGUGAUUGUUUUGGUAUGGAUUUCUGAUAUGCAUUUUAUGUUUUUAAAACAAAUAGAUGAAUAUUCCUGAAUUAUAGGCUAACCAUUGAAGAAGUCUAGAAUGCAAAAAUGUCGAAUAUGUUUACGGCAACGCAAAAAACUUGUUUUAUUAAGCACAAAAGUCAACGGAAUUACUUUUGCCGAAAUGAUGUCUGCAAUUGCAAACGUUAAGGUUUCAAACGAAGACAGUUGUUGUGGUAUGCUAUGCCGUAACUGCCGUGUAAAAUUAAUAGAUGCAUACAAUUUCAAACUUGAAAUCGAGAGAUCUGAAAUGAUACUCCAAGAAACUUCUAAUACAAAGAGAAUUUGCUUUAGCAACAUAAGUGACAUUAAGAUUGAUAUUGAAAUAGACACUGAUUUUAAGCCAAUAUUACCUGCAAUGGAUAAUUUUUACCAGAAACUAGUUGAAACUGGGACCAAUACCCUGUCAUACAAUGAUACUUUAAUAAAAAAAAUAGAAAACCCAAUUGAAGGCUACAAUGAAAAUAAUACACUGUCAGUGGGUGAAUUUUUGAAUUCUAUUAAAAAUGAAUCUGAUAACGAUUGUGAUUAUCAGGCUUAUGAAAUAGGUGCCAAUGACUAUUACUCCGAAUCAGACAGUAACUAUAGUAAUAAUGAGGGCGAGAAAAAAAGGAAAAAAAAUAAGAAAAAGAAACAUAAUGGAUGGAAAAACAGUCCAACAGAGAGACCCAGAAAAGAUGGGCCGCAGACAGUUCUAGAAAAACCUCUCAAACCUAAAUACAUAGAGGAUUUGAGAUUAGUCAGGGCAGAACCUGAAGUGAAACCUAAAAGAAAUAGAGUUAAAAAGCCUAGAACUUCAAAACUGAAAGUUUGUCCAUAUUGUGGUAAACUAUCUAAGACUAUGGACUAUCAUAUUUUGAUUCACACAGCUGAAAGGAAGUUCAAAUGUGAUCAGUGUGGAAGCGCAUUUUUCACAUUGUCUGUGUUAAAUUCACACAUGAAGCGACACACUGCAAUUAAAAAGUUUAAAUGUGACCAAUGCAUCGCCGCUUUUGCCAAUGAGAGAGAGUUACGAAGCCACAACAUAAUGCAUCAAGAUGAAAAGAAAUAUGUGUGCAACAUUUGCAAUAAAUCAUUUAAAAGGAAACCAAUUUUAAAACGGCAUAUGAUGAUACACAAUUUUGGCAGUAAACCCAUCCAAUGCGAAUUAUGCCCUAUGACGUUUAUUACUAAGUACAAUUUACGACAUCACAUGCGCGUGCAUACUGGCGAGCGACCUUUUAAAUGCGAGAUUUGUUCGCAACCAUACAGUUACAAACAUGACUUCAAUAGACACUGUUUAAAAAAGCACGGCGUGUUUUUGAAACGAAGAUCGGUGCGUGUUAUGAAUGAAGAAGUAUUACAACAAGAGAGAGCUCUUAUGAGGGAACUGUCACUCCGAGCUCAUGGGAUUAUAAAGGAAGAUGAAGUUAAAAACCCAUUUGACGGCCCUCAAGCGGCACAGGCGUACGAACAAGCCAUGAAAGCCAUUGCAGCCAACAAAAUACCAAUUAUAUUUUGAAUAAUACCCACACUUUUAAUUGUUAUUUUUUUAUAAUGGCAACUGAUCAAAUUCAUACUUGCCUUUUAAGAUUAUGUUCGUAAACUAAGUCAAGCACGUAUUAUAUGGGAAGAUAUAGGGCUCAAACUAGACAGAUGACCCUAUAUGGCAAUUUUAUUGUUAUUGCAAUACAGAUUAAAAAUAUUUUUUAUGUUUAUAAGAAAUUUAAUUUUUUCAUGACCAUAAAUGAUAAUUUUUCACGUACAUAUGUAUAAAUAAAUGUUGAUUAGAUGUGUAA